GUAUUUUGAGGUUAUAAAAUUGUCAAAAUAAUAUGGAUAGCAAGGAAAGUCUCUCCGAAAAUGUUAAAAAACUGCAAAUAGAUGAUGAUGAUGAUGAUAAUGAUGAUACUUCAAAUAAUUCUAGUUCAUCUUCGAAUUUAAGCGAUUCUUCGAGCGAAGAAGAAGAUGCCUUGCCAAAUUUUAAUGUUGCGAUGUGGGACUUUAAUCAAUGCGAUCCAAGAAAAUGUUCCGGCAGAAAACUUUCCCGUUUGAAACUAAUCAAAACGCUCAAAAUAAAACAACGGUUUCCCGGUCUGGUACUAACUCCAACAGGUGAAAAAUGUGUUAGCCCAGCUGAUAGAGAGAUUGUUACUAAAAAAGGUAUAGCUGUAGUCGACUGUUCGUGGGCUAGGAUAGACGAGACACCCUUAGCAGCCUUGAAACCAGCACAUGGAAGACUUUUACCAUUUCUGGUUGCAGCAAAUCCUAUAAAUUAUGGAAAGCCUUUACAACUUAGUUGUGUCGAAGCUAUUGCUGCUACAAUGUAUAUUACAGGAUAUAAGAAAGAGGCAAAGUUUUAUUUGGACAAGUUCUCUUGGGGUCACUCGUUUUUAGAUUUAAACGAAGAAAUAUUAGAGAUAUACUCUAAAUGCUCAGACAGUAAAGAUGUUAUUGUUGAACAAACUAAAUAUAUUGAAAAGGAACAAAAGUUACAAGAGGAUAGGCAUAAUAUUUGUGACUUUCCAUCAAGUUCAGAUAGCGAUAGUGAGGACUAAAAGACGAGUAUUUUUUUUUAUAAAACUUUACUGAAAUUAUAUUUUAUAUGUGUAUAAAAGAAUUAAUUAAAAUGUUAAGUUAAAAG
This is a messenger RNA of Sitophilus oryzae (rice weevil), 841 nucleotides long. RefSeq names its product ribosome biogenesis protein tsr3. Bases 33 to 755 code for a protein of 240 amino acids. Gene Ontology annotation, molecular function: rRNA small subunit aminocarboxypropyltransferase activity. NCBI's taxonomy places the organism in Eukaryota, Metazoa, Arthropoda, Insecta, Coleoptera, Curculionidae. The transcript is spliced from 3 exons. Gene Ontology annotation, biological process: maturation of SSU-rRNA. The record is from RefSeq and is a predicted model, not a curated record.